Molecule: messenger RNA, 1727 nt
Organism: Octopus sinensis (East Asian common octopus)
Lineage: Eukaryota; Metazoa; Mollusca; Cephalopoda; Octopoda; Octopodidae
Product: target of EGR1 protein 1-like
Exons: 3
Coding region: 19-1158 (379 amino acids)
Biological process (GO): snRNA 3'-end processing
Cellular component (GO): cytoplasm; Cajal body
Molecular function (GO): 3'-5'-RNA exonuclease activity; snRNA binding
Source: RefSeq, a predicted model, not a curated record
GUCUCGAAUCUAUCCGAAAUGUUUUCAGCUGGGAUCUUUGACACAAAAUAUCUCAUUGAAUAUGUAAUGAGAAUGUCGGCUUCGUAUUUGCUUUAUGUUUUCAAGAAAUGUAUUCGUGAUAACAACAAAAGCAGCAUCCACGUUAACAACAGCUUCGUGUCGACAUCUUUCCUCAACUACCAGAACAAAUGUUCCGACGUGACUUGCAGUUAUUUUGGAUUGCAGAAGAGACAUUUUUCAGAAAUUACACAGAAACUCUGCAAGACUGCCUGCGAAAUGUUUGCCGCCCAUGGUUGGUGUCGCAGUGGGCGUAAGUAUACAAAAAGUAAUGAUGUGGAUUUGAUCCUGGAUCUUGAUGAACACAAUCUGCUGAAGAUAGAGGUGAAAAAGAAGAGGAAGCAUGAACGGAAACAGAAGAAGCGCAUGGCUUCGGCGCUUCUUGCGACCAAAAACUUGGCAUCGGAUGAGGACGAUGCAUCACCUGCAAAACACGUGCGUCCAUCCGACGGUGGCAACAGGGAAGGUUUGUCGGAUGCUAGUGACUGUGAUAAUGGUUGUUCCAGAGUCUCUGAAGAACUAAGCAAUGGCAGUUCAUCUCACACAAUGGACAUUGAUGAAACGGUGUCGAUGACAGCGGUGACAACAACAACGUCAUUGACAUCAACAACACCGUCAUUGACAUCAACAAUAACUACAGCAGCAGUAACAACAAGUAACAGUCCCCACCGUCAAGUCAAUGGUGAACUGGAAGAAAGUCUGCAGCCUGAUUCCAGACAGUCUUCACCUUAUAUGUUAGAGGAAAUAAGAGCAAUUACCGAUUCUCUCAUAAGUAGCGCUGUCCCCAAAGAUGAAAAGCUGGGUAGUUCUCACAGCAUGGAAUCCACAAAAAAUACAAAAUCAGCCCCAUGUGGACAUUCAUCUGGGUUUGACGCUUUCAUGACUGGUUUCAUAUUUUCGGUUGCUGUUGCUAAGUUUGGUGAGGCGGAUGUAAAAGACUGUAAACUAGCUUUGACCGGUGGUCAACUCAGACACUGGUUGAAUAAAGUGUUCCUUAGUAACAAGGACGUUCCGUUGUCGGUGUGUAAAAGUAAAUUCUCUCAGUGCUCCAACUUCCACAGAGAUAAAUACCGUUCUCUCAGAUCAAAUCCCAACACCUAAGCUGCUAAGAACUUUGUAAAUAAUUCAAUAUAUCCAGAUCUAGAGCUUCUGGAGACAAGGCCAAUGGUGGUGUGUGUGCUUUAUGCUUAUGUGUGUAUUUGUGUGUUUGGAUAUUUGUAUAUGUAUUUCUUUUCACUUGCUGGACCCAGAGCAAGGGGCAGUGCCCAUGGCCUCCCCACCCCCAAGGGUCUUCCAAACCAGUGAUUUUGAUGCCAGUAAUGUGUUGUUUAAAUUGUUGCACAGCAACACCUGCUCGGCAGACGAGAGCAGGGAAGGAAUUUCCAGAGGUCUGACAUUUUAGGAAGGAAGAACUGAGCUUAGUGAUUAGUGCAGGGCCUGGGGAGUUAAACACAAAUGUGAUAAGAAAAGGGACGAAUGGGUUGGCAGAAGACCCAGCUGCUACACAUGUGAUAGUAAAGGUCAUAUGAGGUCCUCUUUUUUUAAAAAAACUUACUGUGUCUGGGUAUAGAGAAAGUAUCCAUAGCCUUUGUGGGUCUGACAUUCUAGGAAAGAAGAACUGAGAUUUGUGAUUAGUGCAGGGCCUUAGAAUUUGAACACAACAAGUGUGA